AUGAACUUCAGGGAGCGCAUGAUGCGCAAGACCGGACACGAACGAAUAAGCUUGGCGAGCCAUCAGUCUGCGCAGGAAGAUGUGUGCUUUCCCGCCCAAGAGGAACGACAGAAGGAUCAACUUGACAUUGACUUCGAUUACCUUGAAGACUUUAUCGCUGAUCAACGCCUUGCCCGAAUUGGCAGCCAUAAGGAAUCCGAUAUUAGAGUGUUUUCUGAUCUCCGUCGCCACGGAUCUACCACUUCGGUUGUGUCAGCUCCUGGAACUAUUGCGCUAGAUGAGCUUGGGAGUCUUCCUAAUGUCACCUCUGACGAUAUGGUGAAUCUGUUUUUCUCGUCGGCUUGGGAGUCCACGAUCCAUGCGGCAGAGCUGGGCGAUCUAGUUCUUCCCGGGGAGGACCUCCGCAACUUGUUCAUUCUCCCUAGGGAUGAAGACGGUGUGUGGUGGCUAAAUGUCAAUAAUCCGUCAAAGGAGGAGGUGGUGGCCAUCUGUAAGGCCUUCGGAGCCCAUCCGCUAACAACCGAGGAUAUUGCCACGCAAGAAACCCGUGAGAAGAUUGAGCUUUUCCCUUCCUACUACUUUGCUUGUUUCCGCUCGUUCAGCCCAGUACCCGACGAUGAUGGUUACGAGGAGUACGAACCAUUCAACAUCUACGCGAUUGUCUUUCGGGAAGGAACGCUCAGCUUCAGCUUUGCACCCAAUAGUCAUGCCGAUUGGAUCUGCUACGCUCUGAUGGCAUGCAAGAAAAACAUCAUCGCACUCAUGCGUCUGAUAAGCGGCAAGGCAGAUGUGCUUAAAGGCUUCACGAAGCGCUGCAACGAAAACUACAAGGUUACACCUCGAAUGGAUAUUGGGCUCUAUCUUGGUGAUAUUCAAGACCACGUCGUUACCAUGAUGACCAAUCUCGGCCACUUCGAGAAAAUGUUGACACGAGCGCAUAGCAAUUACCUUACGCAGCUGUCAAUCAGCAACAUUCGGCAAGUUACCGAGACAAAUGCGUCGCUCAGUAAGAUAACUUUCCUGGCUUCAGUUUUGGUGCCGCUCAACCUCAUUAGUGGCACAUUCGGCAUGAACGUGACUGUGCCGUUCCAAACGAAUGAGUCUCUGGCGCCCUUCUUCGGCAUCAUUGGUGUAAUGAUCGUGGACGCGGACCUUAGCCGGUUGAACGACAAGGACAAGGCUGAGCUCCGACAAUUCCUCUCCCUUGAGUCUAAGAGGUCUGAGGUUCAGGCUAAUACACAUGCGCUCACCGAAGUGUGCUGGAAGAAAUGCAUCACCAGUGCCUCGAGAGGACCAAAACUAGACAAGACGGAGGAGAGCUGCCUCACAAACUGCGUGGAGCGCAUUCUUGACAUCAACUUCCUCACCGUAAAGCACCUUGAGAAACUAAGACAGUAA
Molecule: messenger RNA, 1398 nt
Organism: Parascedosporium putredinis
Lineage: Eukaryota; Fungi; Ascomycota; Sordariomycetes; Microascales; Microascaceae
Source: the annotation of a GenBank genome assembly